AUGGCUGCUCCUAAUCAGAAUGCAGAUCCACGCAUGAAUACUAUCCUCACACCUGUUUUUAACAGGCCAAAUGCUGGCAUUGUUCCACCUGACCUUGGGAACAAUCAAUGGGAGCUCAAGUCCAAUAUUAUUCAGCUGGCUGAAAGAGAAAAAUAUGGAGGAGAGGAUGAUGAAGAUCCGCAUAAAUUUGUUGAUAGAUUUUUAAGAAUCUGUGAUUCCACAAAGCCUCCACAUGUUUCAGAUGAUGCCAUACGGUUGAGACUUUUUCCUUUUGCUGUUAAGGGAAAAGCUCUUGAUUGGAUGGAAAGACAACCUGCUGAAAGCAUCCUUACGUGGGAAAAUUUGUCUGAGAAAUUCUUUGCAGAAUUCUUUCCCAUGGAAAAAUACAAUAACAUGGUAAAUGAUAUCACAUCAUUUAAACAACAUCUGGGAGAGACCAUCUGUGCUUCUUGGAAUAGAUUUAAGGCUCUCAUGAGAAAGGUUCCUCAUUAUAACCUAUCUCAAGGCGAUCAGGUGCGGAUUUUCUUCAAUGGGUGUCUGCUUGAAACCAAAUUAGUUGUGAAUACUGCAGCAGGAGGUUCUUUGGGAGACAAACUAGCAUCUGAGUCAUAUCAGCUGAUUGACAAAUUGGCUAAGAAUGAGAAUGAGACAACCUCAAUGCUGGGAAAAAGAGGAGUGGUGCCAUUAAGAGAUCAUGAUGCAGUCUUGGCUGAGCAAAAAUUAUUGUCUCAGCAGAUGACUAAUUUGAAUACCAAAUUUGAGAGGAUGCAGCUUUCUAAAGUUCAAGCCAAUGCUGUUAAUGUUGAAUGUGAAUAUUGCCAUGAGAAUCAUGAUACUAAUGCUUGUCCAACACUGAUGUCUUCAUAUUCUUCUCAACAACUGCAAGUAAAUGGUGUUUGGUAUGAUCAACGUCCUAACCAGCAAAAUUACCAAAGAAGGAAUUAUCAAGGCACUGGUUUAGAUAUGAAAUCUGAUAAUUAUUUGAAGCCACCGCCUAUUCCACAAAGAGAGCCUUCUGAUUUGGAGCGGUUAGUUGGAUCUUUGGCACAAAGUACCAAUGCUUUCAUUGAGGAGAGUAGAGCUGAUGCCAGGAAUACCAAAGCUUCAAUUAAGAACCUGGAAAAUCAGAUUGGUUGUAUAGCUAUCACCACCAGAAGUGGUAAAGUGGUGGCAUCUCCCCCAGAGCCUAUCAUUGAGGUGGAGGAGGAUGAGAAAGUUGAAGAGGUAGAGAAAUCUGAAAAAGAAGCUGAGAGUUCUCCAAAAGUAGUGAAGCCUGUUGUUGCUGGUAAACAGAAAGACCAACCUGAUGUUUCAAAAGAAAAGUUUGAGCUUAGUGAGGAAUAUCUUAUGAAAAUGGCACCUUACCCUGGAAGGUUGAAGCCAGAGUUGAAAGCAAAAAGCUAUGACAGGUUUCUUGACAUUUUUAAGAAGUUGCAUGUGAACAUUCCAUUUGCUGAAGCAUUGGCUAGUAUGCCAAAUUAUGCAAAGUUUAUGAAGGACCUUCUCUCUAGAAAGCACAAGCUGCAAGAAUGUCAGACAGUUGCACUUACUGAAGAGUGCAGUGCCAUCAUUACUAGAAAGUUCCCUCCUAAGCUUCGUGAUCCUGGAAGCUUCAACAUUGAAAUUGAAAUUGGUGAAACAAAGAUUGGCAGGGCCUUAUGUGAUUUGGGGGCAAGCAUUAAUUUGAUGCCUUUAUCUGUCUGUAAAGCCUUAGGGAUUACUGAAUUGAAGCCUACUUUGGUUUCUCUUCAGCUUGCUGAUAGAUCCCUAAGGAAGCCCAGUGUUGAAAAUGAAAUGCCCCUUCUUUUGGGUAGGCCUUUCUUAGCCACAGCUCGUGCUAUGAUUGAUGUGGAGCAAGGGAAACUUGUGUGA
Gastrolobium bilobum is the source of this 1872-nucleotide messenger RNA. RefSeq lists its product as uncharacterized. The record is from RefSeq and is a predicted model, not a curated record. The coding region runs from base 1 to 1872 and encodes 623 amino acids. The transcript is spliced from 3 exons. NCBI's taxonomy places the organism in Eukaryota, Viridiplantae, Streptophyta, Magnoliopsida, Fabales, Fabaceae.